CGAAGAAGAGUGUUAAACCAGUUGAAGGCAGUGCCGCGACAUGCUCGCCUCAUUAAUUCCGUUCUUCUUAGUCGCCCGUAUGGCGGUCGACGAGACCGUGUGGAAGCACGGGCCGGAGUACGUCUUCGACGUCGAGAUGAACUUCACGUCGAUCCCGAUGAACCACGACGCGGUAAAACGAUCGAACUACACCGCGAUGAACCUCUUCUGCAGACCUAAAGGACCCGAUUCCCUGAACUGUCAGACGGGCAAUUGUCGCGGUCAGACCGUGGACAUGACCAACGACAAUCAACUGGACGUCUCCGAGGAGGACUACAAACAACUCUGCAACGAGGAUCCGUUCGAGAUCAAGUUCAACCAACGUGGCGUCGAAUACAUGAUCGUCAACGAGGGCAUACGCGUCUACACACUGAACGACCUCAAACUGAUCGUCGAGUGUCUGAGCAUCGGAGUGGAUUUGAACGGUGUGCCAGACGGGAUCUUCCAGGUUCCAGAGAACACCACGAUCGGUCGUUGCAACGUGAACGUCGGGAUCAAUCACUAUCCGUCGAAAGGAGUCGCUAGCAAGAUGAGGAGCUAUCGCUACGAGCUGGAAUCGCUACCGCAGCUGAACAAAGUGCCCGGCGAGGCUAUUGUGAUCCAGAAGACGAUCAAAUUGAACAACUGCAGCCACUACGCUCCGUUCUACUUUGGAUCCUAUGGAGACAAUGUCGUCGAACCGGACCUUCAGUCCCAUUUGGAAAGCUCGUCCAGUCGCAUUUUCGUGUCCGACGUCCAGUUCGUCUCGUCGAUCACGAGGACAGGGACAAUGGGCUCGGACAGGAUGAACAAUCUCGUCGCCAUCUCGGAAUACAUAAGCGUUACGUUACGGGACAUUCGAGGCGCGAAAUGGGCACCGUCUGAAAUCCCCGAGGCAUCGAAGACCAGCAUCGAGAUGAACGCGGACGUGAAUAGAAUUUACGCGAUGAAGUAAAUUUUAAACAUUGUUUUCGCAGUACAUUAUUUUUUUUUUUCAUAACAAUCCAUCCAUUUGCAAUUACCGACCAGUGGUUUAGUUAGAAAGAUCGUCAAUGUAAAGUGUUCCUUCGACACCGUAACGUGAAAUAAAUCGAAGCCUCUGACUGCAGAGUGAAACACCAGAGUGAAACGAUACUUUGCGAAUUAUUAGAAGAAUAUUUACUGUGUAACACCGUCGAGAAAUAAAGUUAUAGAAAUUA
Messenger RNA from Dufourea novaeangliae, 1217 nucleotides. RefSeq lists its product as uncharacterized. The transcript is spliced from 3 exons. Gene Ontology annotation, molecular function: lipid carrier activity. NCBI's taxonomy places the organism in Eukaryota, Metazoa, Arthropoda, Insecta, Hymenoptera, Halictidae. The record is from RefSeq and is a predicted model, not a curated record. The coding region runs from base 41 to 973 and encodes 310 amino acids. Gene Ontology annotation, biological process: lipid transport.